Messenger RNA from Ricinus communis (castor bean), 1021 nucleotides. RefSeq names its product eukaryotic translation initiation factor. The transcript has 5 exons. Gene Ontology annotation, biological process: translational initiation. Gene Ontology annotation, cellular component: cytoplasm; eukaryotic translation initiation factor 4F complex. Bases 87 to 692 code for a protein of 201 amino acids. The record is from RefSeq and is a predicted model, not a curated record. Lineage: Eukaryota; Viridiplantae; Streptophyta; Magnoliopsida; Malpighiales; Euphorbiaceae. Gene Ontology annotation, molecular function: RNA 7-methylguanosine cap binding; translation initiation factor activity.
CAAGAGAACUGAAAAAGAACCCCUUUGUUUUUCAUCACUACUAAAAAAGACCCAAACUCCAGACAGAGCAAAGAGAAAGUAAUAAAAUGGCAACCGAAACAGCAAUUGAAGGAACCACCGCCACAGAGAUCGGAACUGAGAAUCCGGCGCCGGCGCAGCAGCACAAGCUAGAGAGGAAGUGGACGUUUUGGUUCGAUAACCAAUCAAAGCCCAAACAAGGCGCCGCCUGGGGUACUUCUCUUCGUAAAGUGUACACCUUCGAUACCGUUGAAGAAUUUUGGUGUUUGUAUGAUCAGAUAUUCAAGCCGAGUAAGCUACCUGCAAGUGCUGAUUUUCAUUUAUUUAAAGCUGGAGUUGAGCCUAAAUGGGAAGAUCCCGAGUGCGCUAAUGGAGGCAAAUGGUCUGUUACUUGUGGCAGGAAGGCUCUUCUUGAUACUAUGUGGCUUGAGACUUUGAUGGCUUUGAUUGGGGAACAAUUUGACGACUCCGAUGAGAUAUGUGGUGUGGUUGCAAGUGUUCGCCCAAGGGGGGAUAAACUCGCAUUAUGGACAAGGACAGCAACAAAUGAGGCUGCCCAGAUGGGCGUCGGCAAGAAGUGGAAGGAGAUCAUUGAUGUCACUGAUAAGAUCACUUACAGCUUCCAUGAUGAUUCUAGGAGGGAAAGAUCUGUGAAAAGCCGAUACAAUGUAUGAGCACUCCACUACUUUUGCAGUAUGGCUAUUGAGAACACCAAAACUUUUAAGAGUAUUUCACGGGCGAACUUCUGGAUGAAUGUAUUCGAAUGCUUCACAAUUUUGUUAUUUGACAAUUAUCUACAUUUACUGAAGUACUGUAGCAUCUGGCAAUAUGUACGAGGGAGAUGGAAAGAAAGGGAGAGGGGCAGAGAUUGUUGUCCGUAAUACAUGGUCUUAGAAGAAAAUUCCUUUUUUUCAUUUGAAGUAAUUAUAUUUAUGACUCCAGCAACUCUAGUUUUGGAAACAUAAUGGUCGUUUUGCUUAUCAAAUGGGUGGAUAUGUUAUUA